AUGAAUGCCUUUGGUAUUAAAAACAAUAGAUUCCAAUAGAAGGCUGCAAAUAAAAAGCUUUUAUCAAAGGAAAAACUAAAUAAUCUUGAGAUUCAACAAUAAAAGCAAUUUCCCUAGCAGAUAUCAAAUGAAUCCGAUAGAUUGCAAAAUAGAAAGGAAUCAAUCACAGUGGUUAGUCCAACAACUCCAAUAUCAGGAUUUCACGUACCCAUUUUCUAACCAGCAAAAUUUAUUUAUGAUAUUACACAUAAAACAUAAUGA
Paramecium octaurelia is the source of this 261-nucleotide messenger RNA. NCBI's taxonomy places the organism in Eukaryota, Ciliophora, Oligohymenophorea, Peniculida, Parameciidae. The record is from the annotation of a GenBank genome assembly.